Messenger RNA from Oncorhynchus keta (chum salmon), 5505 nucleotides. It is a transcript of the gene cry2, whose product is annotated as cryptochrome circadian regulator 2. The coding region runs from base 2180 to 3559 and encodes 459 amino acids. Gene Ontology annotation, cellular component: cytoplasm; nucleus. The record is from RefSeq and is a predicted model, not a curated record. NCBI's taxonomy places the organism in Eukaryota, Metazoa, Chordata, Actinopteri, Salmoniformes, Salmonidae. The transcript is spliced from 10 exons. Gene Ontology annotation, molecular function: FAD binding; DNA binding. Gene Ontology annotation, biological process: negative regulation of DNA-templated transcription; circadian regulation of gene expression; entrainment of circadian clock by photoperiod.
GACUGUCACACUCAGUAGGAAGGGUCCAAUAAGUCAAAUGUAUAUUUCCCCAUUAUACUGCUUAUCUAACCUAGUCCCAAAUCGUUUUGUCCUGUGUAGCCUCAGGACAAUGACCAUAGGAGUUGGCAAGAUGUCACAAACAGAUCUGGGAUCAGGCUAGUGCUUACCUAGUCAUUUGAAUGUUGAGCUCACUCUGUUCCCAGUGCUAUUAAAAAUCUGUCAUUCUGCCCCUGAGCAAGGCAGUUAACCUACUGUACCCCAGGUGCCGAAGACGUGGAUGUUGAUUAAGGCAGCCCUCUGCACCUCUAAUUCAGAGAGGUUGGGUUAAAUGCGGAAGACACAUUUCGGUUGAAGGUAUUCAAUUGUAUAACUGACUAGGUAUCCCCCUUUCUCUAAACAACUGACGAGGUAUCCCCCUUUCUCUAAACAACUGACUAGGUAUCCCCCUUUCCCUAUACAACUGACUAGGUAUCCCCCCUUCCCUAUACAACUGACUAGGUAUCCCCCUUUUCCUAUACAACUGACUAGGUAUCCCCCUUUCCCUACACAACUGACUAGGUAUCCCCCUUUCCCUAUUCAACACCUUAUUGGAUAAACCAGAGCAAAGUGUGUCGCAGGGGAAACCUUACUGCUGUGGUGCUGUAACACAUCUGAGAUGAUGCUACGUGUUAUGUCAUGGAGACAGCCAGCUGACAGUCUGGUGUCGUCACAACCACAACAGAACAGUGUGGGAAAUAAACUUACCCCAGCAAUACUGUAAAAUUCUGAAUUAACCGAUUAUUUGACCAGAGAGAAGUCCAUAAGAUUUCAACAGUCUAUUGGGUCUGUCUAUCCAGUAGGCUAAGUGAUGUCAGUAUACCACCGGAAGUCAAACUGGAGAACAAUGCAGUGGGUAACAUAAUUGUGAUUUCAUGCUGUAAGCAGAGCUCGAAGGGGAAAAGCACUGAUGUAGAAUGAGCUAAAAGAGUUUUGAUGUUCUACUUCCCACAAACACACAGUCCCAUAGAAUCCCAUAGCUCUGUGAUGCUUCCUAGUGGUGGGUUAAUGUAACUAACUGUCACACCACACAACAUGUGCAUGCUCCAGGCAGUGGGAGGAGGAAAUGGCUGAGCAGGGAGGCAGUCACUGUGGCAGACAUGUGCGUGGCGGAUAGGUGGGGUGGCAGUGCUCAGCCAUCGCAACCACAUUGCUGCUGGAGACACAUGGGGGCUCCUGACGCCUACUCGGCCCAGACCACAAUAUGAGUUGAUCCAAUAAGAAUAUCUGAAAUGGCCCAAACAGCACCAAUAUAUAUGAGCGUUCCGUAAGAUGGGACCUAUUUUAUAAGACUCAUGCUGUAACAUAAUCAGGCCAUGGUUAGGGGAUAACUACAGUACCAGUCAAAAGUUUGGACACACCUACUCAUUCAAGGGGUUUUCUUUGUUUACUGUUACUACAUGAUUCUACAUUGUAGAAUAAUAAUAAUAUAUAUUAUUAUAUAUUAUUAUAUAUUAUUGUAGAAUAAUAGUGAAGACCUCAAAUGAAAUAACACAGAAUCAUGUAGUAACCAAAAAAGUGUAAAACAAAUCAAAAUAUAUUUUCUUGAAAAUUGCCACCCUUUGCCUUGAUGACAGCUUUACACACUCUUGGCAUUCUCGCAACCAGCUUCAUGAGGUAGUCCCCUGGAAUGCAUUUCAAUUAACAGGUUUGCCUGGUUAAAAAUUAAUUUGUGGAAUUUCUUUCCUUGAUGUGUUUGAGCCAAUCUCACCAACAAUGCUUUGCUCUGUUAUGAGUCAAGAUGUUGCCAGAUUAUUAUUUUUUAAAUACGUUUAAGUACUUUAUGUAUAUCAGGGCUAUAUGAGGUAAUAGAAAAGAUGCAUAACAGCUUGAUAACUAUGAUCCAAUCCAGUACCAUUAUUAUGUUGACUAUCAAUAAUUUAUACAGUAUAGGUUUUUAGAUGGUACAGAAUGUCAAAACUACAUCAUGUCGACUGAAAAGUAGAACUGUAUUGAUUGUUUUGAUUUGUGCUGAGAAAUGAGUUACCGGCCAGUUAAUUUCCCCACCAGUUUGCUGACGUGCAAAGAUCACCACAUCAGUAUCAAUUGGCCUUUCAACAAGUAAUGCUCUGUUUUAAUCCUGAAAUGACAUUUUCAUCAUUUCUACCUCUACAUUUACACCAUCAUCUUCAGGAUCAUUGAGAUGAACAACUGCCCUCCACUCGCGGUCAAGAAUCACCCGAUCGUUGAGAUGAACAACGGCAGUCCUCCGCUGACCUUCAAGAGGUUCCAGGCCUUAGUGAACAGGCUUGAGCUGCCUAUGAAACCCCUGCCCACCAUCACUCAAGAACAGAUGGGCAGUUGUCGGACGAAGAUCGCUGAUAACCACGACGAACACUACAGUGUCCCCUCUCUGGAAGAGCUUGGAUUCAAGACUCAAGGCCUGGACCCUGCGGUGUGGAAGGGAGGGGAGUCUGAAGCACUAGAGAGACUCAACAAACACUUAGACAGAAAAGCCUGGGUAGCUAGCUUUGAGCGAGCCAGGAUCAACAUGUGUUCGCUGCUCGCCAGUCCCACGGGCCUCAGCCCCUAUCUACGCUUUGGAUGCUUAUCAUGUCGAGUCUUCUACUACAACCUGAGGGAACUCUACAUGAAGUUGCGGAAGAAUUGCAGUCCCCCGCUCUCUUUAUUCGGCCAGCUCCUGUGGAGAGAAUUCUUCUAUGCAGCGGGAACCAACAACCCUAACUUCGACCGGAUGGAGGGCAACCCCAUCUGUGUUCAGAUCCCCUGGGACCAUAACCCUGAGGCCCUGGCCAAGUGGGCAGAGGGGAGCACAGGCUUCCCCUGGAUAGAUGCUAUCAUGACACAGCUGAGGCAAGAGGGCUGGAUCCACCACCUGGCCAGACACGCAGUGGCCUGCUUCCUGACUCGGGGAGACCUGUGGAUAAGCUGGGAGAGUGGCAUGAGGGUGUUUGAGGAGCUGCUCCUGGAUGCAGACUGGAGUGUGAACGCAGGCAGCUGGAUGUGGCUCUCCUGCAGUGCCUUCUUCCAGCAGUUCUUCCACUGUUACUGCCCUGUGGGCUUCGGAAGGAGGACAGACCCCAGCGGAGACUACAUCAGGCGCUACAUUCCUAAAUUGAAGGACUAUCCCAACCGAUACAUCUAUGAGCCGUGGAGAGCCCCAGAGUCUGUCCAGAAGGCAGCCAACUGCAUCGUGGGAGUAGACUACCCCAAGCCCAUGAUCAACCACGCAGAGGGCAGCAGGCUCAACAUAGAGAGAAUGAAGCAGGUCUAUCAGCAACUCUCCCACUACAGAGGCCUCAGUCUCCUGGCAUCUGUGCCCACCAUUCAGGAAGAGGCAGAGCCUCCCCCGACAGACGACUCUCAGGCCAGUAGCAGCACCUGUGAGUCACCCCCACACACUUCGUCUGCCCAGUCCAACACUCUGAAGAGAGGCAGGUCUUCCGAACCACAAAGCACCCAGAUGUGCACCCACACAAAACACCAGCACACCAGCACUGCCAAAGGAGACCAGGAGCAAUGGGAGGAACAGUCAGAGCAUCAGCCAGUGGAUCUGCAGUGACACACGGAUCUUGCCAUGUGGGAUGGUGUAUAACAGAAGGACAUGGCAGAAGACCUCUGAUGUCCUGCGCUCACCCCAUCCUUGUGGCAAGACGGGUCACAUACAUACACAUACACACACAUACACCCCUAUCCUUGUGGCAAGACGAGUCACAUACAUACACACACACACACACACACACACUCUUAUCCUUGUGGCAAGACGAGUCACAUACAUACAUACACACACACACACACCCCUAUCCUUGUGGCAAGACGAGUCACAUACAUACACACACACACAGAGCGUUUUAACAAACCACUUUCUAAAAUCUAAGAAUAACAGCAACUCCAGAUCAGUGUUAAAAACAGUACCAUACUGGCUAAUAAUGUAUGUGUAUACAACAAGGUUACAAUGAAGUUUGUUCUAAGAAGGUUAGUUCUUACACCUUUCAGCUUUCCUAAUCUAGCAUUUAAAAUAAAAAUCAAAACAUUUACCACAACAAUUUAUUAGUGUGUGAAUAACCUCUUUAAGACUGCAAUAGACCCUUAAAGAUAUUAACCUUAGCGUUAAGAACUCACUGGGCAAUCUCAAACUGGGGGAAAUGUUUUAAAUCCCCCAAAAACUGAACACAUGCGUGUAAAUACGCAGGUCAAAUGGUCUAUAAAGAUUUGAUAGGAUUUGUAUGUGCAUUUAAAAGAUGUGGAUAUGUGUUGCGAACAACCUCCAUUCUCAACAUGUUCGUUUCUCUGAUUCCACUCUCCAUAUAUCUGUUUGCUAUUUUGCUGUAUGUUAUUUUGACUUCUAUCACAAUGACGUGAUUGGUCUGUAAACUAAUAUUUUGCCUGUGGCAGAGAAUAUAUAUUAUCAAUCAGUGAAAUAACCAACAAUUGUUGGUGCCCUUCAUUAAAGCUAGAGAGAAUCAUAUUCUAUCAAACCUUACUGGAAAAAGAACGUCACCCACCUGUUUCUACCCAUCAUGGGUAGUGAGGCUGCGGUCACACAUGGAUGAAAAAUGCAUAUGCAUCCGCCACUGUCCAAUCACCUCAUUUAAACUUCUCACAUAUAAGUUGCUUAUGUAAAAAAAAAAUGCACAAAACUGCUGAUAGACAUUUCUCAUUUCUGUAGCACAUCAACCUACAGAAAAUCCUUUUGGCUCAAUAUGUUUUAGAUUUUGUGAAUCCAUCGAUCAGGCUACAACACUACAGUUAAUGAUAAUGCUGUCUACUAAUACAAUAAUGACUUGUUUCAGUUAAAUACCAUAUGUGUAAAGGAUUUAUAUUAGUUUCCGCUAUAUUCUGUGUAAAUCAGCCUUGUGUGUGUAUCUCUCUUUCUUUUAUAUAUAUUAUUGUUAAAUAUAUCUUUGUCAAAACAAACAUGACUUUCCCUAAAACCUUGGUAGCAUUAAGAUCAUUUUAAGUCCAUUGCUAGGCAAUUUCUAUUUUCCUUUAACACAGUCACCAUCUUCUAAUUGUUUGUCAGUCACCAACUAUUGUACAUCCCAAGCAAAAGUGUACGUUCACUAUAAUUUAAGUUGCCAUGAUGAGCUGUUGUUGAAUAGUUGUAUUUAUUUGUUUUGAAUUGUACAAAGGAGUUUAUUUUCAUUAAAGCCCUGAUAGAAUUGUGACCCAUUUCACUAUUCUUGGUUGUAAUUGUUUUAUGGACCUUACUAUCACAUUCUGGAAUUCACUAUUGUAAUGAUGACAAUAACUGUAGAAGAUAUAGUUUGUAAUAAAUGUUAUUGCGUUGUAUAUUUACUGAUGGAUGGCUACAGCUCUUUGUCUUGAGGUUAUGUCAUUUAGUCACUGGAGGGCCACAUGCAGUAGGUUGACACAGGAAUAUACUGGAAGUUUGGUAUCUGGUAGACAAGAUUGUAUUGAAUCUAAGGUCUAGGACUGAGCUAGAACUAUUGUCGGCUGAUCAUAUCUAUUAAUUGAUGCAACCAAUAAAAAUUCACUCCAACAACC